AGUAAAGUCCAGAGUCCCACCGCAGGGAGCAGGAGAAGGUUUACCCGGAGCCAUGACUGAGGCUGAGUUAUACACGACAUACAAGGGCGUCUUUGUCCCUUCUGCUGUACACUCUUCACAGAGUCUGAAAUAUUACGAGGAGUUCACUUUCCGCCCAGAUGAUAUUCUCAUUGUAACAUAUCCCAAGUCAGGUACGACCUGGAUGCAGGAGAUCGUCCCUCUGAUCACAAGCGGAGGAGAUCCGGCCUCUGUGGAGACUCUUCAUUGCUGGGACCGUGUUCCCUUCCUGGAGGAGACCCGGGCGUCUCUCCUGAACCUCGAACAGAGGCCAUCACCGCGCAUGUUUACAACACACUUCCACUACAACAUGAUGCCGCCAUCUUUCUCUGAAGUAAAGCCUAAGGUGAUCUAUGUCAUGAGGAACCCCAAGGAUGUGUUCACGUCUUCCUUUCACUAUUAUGAGAUGGCGACCUUCCUUGUGAACCCAGGCCCUCAGAGCGAGUUCCUCCAGAAGUUCCUUGAUGGAAAAGUUAUCUUUGGCUCCUGGUUUGAUCAUGUAAAGGGUUGGCUGAAUGUCGAUGAGAAACAGCCCAUAAUGUACAUCUCCUAUGAGGAAAUGAUAAUGCAGGACCUGAAGGACGCUGUGACCAGAAUCGCUCAUUUCUUGGAGAAACCUUUGGAUGCUGAGGUGAUCGAGAAGAUAGCAGACCGAUGUUUGUUCAAGAACAUGAAGCAGAACGACAAGUCCAACUAUUCGGAAGUUCCUCGUGAAUUCAUGGACCAAACAAAGUCAGAGUUCCUCCGAAAAGGAGUAGCUGGAGACUGGAAAAACCAGCUUACACCAGAAGAGGUGGAGUACUUUGAUGUUGUUUACAAGGACAAAAUUAAAGAUGUCAAAUAUAAAUUUGUGUGGGAUUAACACAAGCUGAAAGAACGUAAACCCACUUGACCAAAAAACUGAAAAUAAAUUAUAAAGAUAAUCAAUCACAGAAGUAAAAUGAAUUUACAGAUUAUUUUCCUAUCAUUUUGGGUCAAAAGUACCACAUAUAAAGUUCACAUUUCCAUGUACUGCUCUGUAUGUGGCAUAAAAUUGAUUCUUAGCUGUUUCCAGAACAGUUUGUUAUAAAUGAAUGUACAGUAACAUGUUUUUUGUUUCACUGUCUUUGCUAUAUUAUUAAAUACAUCAGUAUUAUCGGAAUA
Melanotaenia boesemani (Boeseman's rainbowfish) is the source of this 1200-nucleotide messenger RNA. It is a transcript of the gene sult2st2, whose product is annotated as sulfotransferase family 2, cytosolic sulfotransferase 2. The transcript has 6 exons. Gene Ontology annotation, molecular function: sulfotransferase activity. Gene Ontology annotation, cellular component: cytoplasm. NCBI's taxonomy places the organism in Eukaryota, Metazoa, Chordata, Actinopteri, Atheriniformes, Melanotaeniidae. Bases 53 to 919 code for a protein of 288 amino acids. Gene Ontology annotation, biological process: sulfation. The record is from RefSeq and is a predicted model, not a curated record.